Eurypyga helias (sunbittern) is the source of this 463-nucleotide messenger RNA. RefSeq names its product ovarian abundant message protein-like. The transcript has a single exon. Lineage: Eukaryota; Metazoa; Chordata; Aves; Eurypygiformes; Eurypygidae. The record is from RefSeq and is a predicted model, not a curated record. The annotation marks the transcript as partial.
AUGGAGAACCCAACGAGCAUCGGCCAAUGCAACGAGGGUCGUCCAAUCGGUGAGGGUGACCCAAGCGGGGAGGGUCACCCUAUUGGUGAAGGUCACUCAAUUGGUGAGGGUCACCCAAUCGAUGAGGGUCAGCCAAUCAGUGAGGGUCAGCCAAUCAAUGAGGGUCACCCAAUUGGUGAGGGUCACCCAAUCGAUGAGGGUCAGCCAAUCAGUGAGGGUCAGCCAAUCAAUGAGGGUCACCCAAUUGGUGAGGGUCACCCAAUCGAUGAGGGUCAGCCAAUCAGUGAGGGUCAGCCAAUCAAUGAGGGUCACCCAAUUGGUGAGGGUCACCCAAUCGAUGAGGGUCAGCCAAUCAGUGAGGGUCAGCCAAUCAAUGAGGGUCACCCAAUUGGUGAGGGUCACCCAAUCGAUGAGGGUCAGCCAAUCAGUGAGGGUCAGCCAAUCAAUGAGGGUCACCCAAUUG